Molecule: messenger RNA, 5741 nt
Organism: Girardinichthys multiradiatus
Lineage: Eukaryota; Metazoa; Chordata; Actinopteri; Cyprinodontiformes; Goodeidae
Gene: rp1l1b
Product: rp1 like 1b
Exons: 1
Coding region: 36-5093 (1685 amino acids)
Biological process (GO): photoreceptor cell development; retina development in camera-type eye; axoneme assembly
Cellular component (GO): axoneme
Source: RefSeq, a predicted model, not a curated record
GUGACAAGUCACAUACCCUGUCGUGUUCAGAUAAUAUGAAAGAGAUUUGUGAAACUUUCUCCCCUGGAGAAUCCGAAUCUCAUGUUUCAAAGAGGAUAGUAAACGGUAUACUCAAAGCUGCAGACACUGUCUCUGAUAAAAGUGAUAUGGAUGCACAUGACUUUGAGCUGGUUCCAUCUAUCUUACCAAAUGCAUCACCCACAGAGGUGGUAAAUGAAUGGCUCAAAACCUUACCAACAGAGAGUGACCUUUAUGAUAUGGAGGAACUUAAUGAAAACAGUGAUGGAGUAAAAGAUAAUGUUGCAGCUGAGGAAGCCAAUGGAACAGAAGAUGCUGAGAAGAAUGAGUCUGAAGCUGAAAAUUUUAAAGUAAAUGGCAUGGACAAUGUCCACAAUGAUGACAGCCAAAAAAGCACAGAGUCACCAAAUGAGGAUAAAACCUAUACUCAGAGGGAAUGCGGCUCAGAAAUGUUCAACUCCUCCAUACAAGUCAUGAAGGUACUUUUAAACUCUAAACUUGACAGGUGCAACAGUUUACCAGAAAUCUCACCUGUGUAUGGGCGUAAGUUAAGUAUGUCAGCUAAAGGUCUCUUAGACUGCUUUGUGAAGCUGCGAAUAAUAGACUAUGACCCUGAGAAUGCAAAUGAAAAGAAUGAAAGAUACCAGGAGCUUAUGAGUAUUCUUCAGUCUCUUUGGCUUUCAGAUCCUCCAGAAAAGGAACAUAUACAAAGUACUACUGAUCAUCAUUCUGUUGAGGGCGAGUACAAUCACACCUCAUCAUCUGGUGUGGAUGUAAACAGUGGAUCUACUGGUUCUGGGAAGAGUAGUGAUGGAGUAAAGAGUAGUAAUGAUGUGAACGUUGAUGGAUCGCAUCCUCAGAACAGUUUGACUCUGAUAGACAAAGCACACAUUGAAACAGAUGCCCAGUCGAAACCUGAAAUAGAAGAAGUAAAACAGGAGGAGGAUGACCCAGCCACAGAUGAAACAAUAAGAACCAUUGAUGGUCCAAAAGAACUUCCUGAAACACCAUCAUCCUCAAACAAGAGUUCUGGAGAAUCCAGCGUUAAUGACAAAAAAGUCUCCAAGAGACUGUCUCAAGAUACUGAUCCGGUUUGGGUGCUGACCUUGCUGAAUAAAAUAGAAAAGCAGUUUAUGACACAUUAUAUCAGUGCAAUGAAAGAACUAAAAAAUCAAUGGAGCCUGGAAGAUACUGAUCAGCUUGACAAGAUGAUAGAUGAACUCAAAAGUGAGGUGCACAAAAAAAUUCAAAUAAGCAUUGACAGGGAAGUGAGGAAAAUCCGAGGCAGAGGAGGGUUACCAAAACCUCCUAAUGAGGCAAUAUCCAGAGGUUCAACUAAACAAACAGAAGAGCGAAGACGGAGGAUGAAGAUCAAGCAACAACAGUCGAUGGAUUCACAAGCUGAAAAAAGCGAUUCAACAACAGGGACAUCCGAUAGUGACCAACGAGGUGAAAAUAUUGAUGAAUACUGUCCGUGUGAAACAUGUGUGGAGAAAAAACUUACUUCCAGACCACCUCUCUCAGCAGAAGUCAAAAGAACUGCACCUGUUGUUAAGGACUAUGACCUGAAAAAGAUUCUGCUGAUGAAAACCACAACUGAUUGGGAAGCUCCCUGUGCAAAUGACAAUGACACAACAGUAGAAACACUUGUAGAAAAAGUUAUUGUUGGGGCCAUGAAAGAAAUAGAAUCCAAUGAAGUGUACAAAGUUAGAGACAAACCCCCUGAAUUUUCAGCAGAUGAAAAGGAAAAAGAUAAUGUCAGCCAAGAUGGCCAGGCAACUAUUAAAGAAACAGGUAAAGACUUUGCCAUAGACAAUGAAGGGGAGAUAAGCAAAGCAGGAAAUGAAAGACCAGAAAGUGAGAGUGGAGCCACAAGCACAGUUGGAGACACAGUUGAAACAGCGUCAGAGGAAGGGACUGACGAUGCAAUAACCCCAAGUGGAGAAAUUGGAUCCAAUGCAAUUAUCGAACUGGAAGAAAAAGAUACAGAUAUGUUGGGAAGAGUGUCUGUGGAUGAGGAUGAACAAGAAAUAACUGAAACCAUGUCCUCUGAGCACAGAUAUAUCACUGCUGCUACGAAGGAAUUACCUAACCACUUAAAUGAAAUGAAUGAUGAUACUGAUGCAAACACUGAAGUCCAAAGUAAAGAAGAGUCAGAGCAAGAAGGGAAAGAUGCUUUAGUGAAAGAAGUAUCAUCAACCAAAGUGAAUGCUAACCAUGGGGAAGCAAUGAAGGAUUGGUUAAAUAUGAAGAGGAAAUUGCUUCCAUCGGUGCGAAAAGUUCUUCAAGGUAAAAAGAAGAAACAAUCAAUGAUGAAUGCCAAGGUUAAUGACACAGUUAUGAUUAAUGAAAUGGUAAAGGAUCGGACAGAAGAGGAAGAAAGCGAUGCUGAAAUUGCUGUGGUACAAAAAACUACAGUCUUAAGCGAAAAUGCGUCAUCAGAAGAGGCUGAUUAUAGCGAGGCUGACAAUAACGAACCUGCAGUUGAGGUUAAUAAAACACAAACAACCGAUGUGAAAUUCAGCGAAGAAGAGGAUGAGGAGGCAGAAAUGGACGAGGAGAGCUUUUUAGAGAUGACAUCUAAUGCAACCUUGUCAGACGAUGAAAAAGCAGAAACAUCCUCAAUAGCCACAAGUGAACAUGGUUCCAAGAAUGAUAUGAUUGUAGAGCAGACUCUUGUGGCAACUUUAACUGACCAGAACUCUGACAUGGAAGAAACUGGGGAAGGUACCACCAGUGACCAUGACUCUGUGGAGGAGUCAGGUGGCACCAGUGAUGGAGAUGAAACUGAAGAUGAAAAGGAGACUACAAUUGAUGAACUAUCAAGUAUACAAGAGGAAGAAGCAACUGAAGAUGAGCUUUCUGUUAUAAGUGAAACAGAACUGAAGAAACAUCUAAUCACUGUAGUUGGAUAUGAAGACGCAGAAGAAACCAAUGAGGCAGAAUCUGAGGUUAAAACAUCUGAAAGAGAUGUUGAGAAGGGCAGCAUAGCUGAUGAGAAAAAUACCAUUUCUCCUGUGAAUUCAGAUGAUUCCCCAGAUGAGAAUGAAGCGGCUACAGCUAAGUUUUCUGAAGGACCAGAUGAAGGGGCAGAAGAUGGGAUGGUUGUUAGAAAUCAGCCUGCAGUCACAGGAGAACAUAAAAUGGUUUUGCCACCUGGAACUGAUCAAGAAUAUGAUGAAAAAGACAAGGAAGGAAGACAGGUUGAUCCAAAAGAGGAGAUGGAAGCUGCAGAUGUUCUCAAGAGUUCUUCAGUGAAAAGUGAAGAUGAAUAUGAAGAAUCAGAGACAGCUGCAAGUGAACUUAAAUCUGAGAAAGACACAGCAGAGGAAAAAGGAACAGGCACAGACGAAGAAAAGCUUUCUGCCAUCAGUGCAAAUGCGUCUGGAGAUGAAAACAGGGAUUUAUCAAUAGAAGAUGAAUCAUCAGAAGAAUACAAUAAAGGAGGAACCACUGAAAAUGAGAUCUCUACUGAUAAUGGUGAAUCAAAGAAUGAGGUUGCUAAAGAUGAAACUGCAGCAGAUGGGACAGACAUUGAAAUAAUUGAAGAAGCAGGAACAGUUGAUGGAGAAGAAACUGGCACUGCUGGUGAGAGUGAUUCUACAGAAGACAUAAAUGGCAUCACAAAUGACAAUGAAACUGCAGAGGACAUUGAUGCCAUGAGUAGUGAAUUAUCGAAUGAACAUGCUGAAAGUGAUACAAAAGCUGAGCAGACUGGGGAUGAAGCAACUGUGACAGCUACAAGUGUACAAGAAUCGGAUAAAAAUGAGGUUGUAGAAGAGGAAGAAGUGGUUGACUGGGAAGAGCAGCCUGUUAAAGUAAAAAAUAGAUAUGAUCUUGUUCUCACAAGUGAAGCUGAAGAUGAUAGUGAAGAAGAUGAGAUUAUUGCAGAUACAACUGAAAAUGAAUCUGGUAAGGAUGCAGUGGAAGAAGCCAUGAACAGGCAGGGAUCUGACUCAGGAGAUGAGACUAAUGAAGAGAAAGAAGACAAGCUUAAAGAAGAACAAAGUAUUGAAGCUACUGAUGCGGAGGAGGAAGAUACAGUUAAAAGCAAGAGUGACUCUGCAGAAGAUAAUGAUGCCUUUUCAAAUGAUGAAACAUCAGCUCCAGAAACAGAACACGAAAUCAACAAGCCCUAUGAAUCAAAGGAAAAAGAGCCAGGAGAAACAAUAGAUUGUGAAGAAUCUGAUGGUUCUGAAGAAACUGAUCCAGGAUCUCAAAUUGAAGGAAGCUCCAAAGCUCUGAGUGAAAAUGAAUCUGAGGAAGAAGGCAACAGUUCAGGAAUAGAUGAUGAAAGGUCUGCAAACAAUUUAACAGCAAGCACAGGGGAAACCACGGGUCAGGAAGACACAUCAACAGUUAAAGGUGAUGAUGAGUUGAGAGACAAGGAUUCAGAAGCCAAGUUUGAAGAUGAGAUUGCAGUUGAGACUUCACAAGAAUAUUCUGAUGAAAAUGAGCCUUUAAGUAAGGCUGAACAUGUGGUGUUGGCCAAAGAACUUAAAUCAUCAAGAAAAGUGGAAGAAAGCAUUGAAGAUUUUCAAGAAGAAAAACAAAGCAAAAAUGUUGAAACAUGUGAUGUUGACAAACUAGUAGAAGAUGAAACACCUCUUGAAGAAUCUGAAUCAAUUGAAAAUGAAAGUGAAUCUGAGUCCAAAUGUGAAGAUUGCUCUGAAGCUGCUUCUAAAGGACAUGAAGAUAAUAAAGUAACAGAUGGAUCUGAAGAAGAGAAUGAACCACAAUUUACUGAAAUGGAAGAUGACGAUAGUGACACACCCCAUGCAGGCUGUAGUGAAAGCUUAGGAGACUCAGCAGAUGGAGAAGAUGAAGCUGAGGAAGACUCGGAACCUGAAGAAGACACUAAUAAUGGACAGACAUCUUUUGCUGCAGACAAGCUGGAGAGUUUAGAUGCAACUAAGAGAGCUGCCAAGAAAACAUUAAUCCCUCUAGAUACUUUAAGAAAAGAGAGAACUGAGUCAGAGGAUGGAGCUUAUGCUGAUAUUGAAGAUUCUGAACAUGAAAUACAUGGCCAAAAAGAUGUUACAAGCCUCGAGUCAAAGAGUUUGAAAAAGGUAUAAGUUGACUGUGACAAAGAACAUCAAAAGAUUGGUUAGCAUGACUAAUAUGAUACUACAAGUUGGAAAUGAUCUGGAUUAUUUUAAUUCAUCAGAUAUUUUUAAGACAGACUGCUUACAUCUGAAAAGUGAACGGAGGAUUUACUGUAUUAAAAGUUUCAGAUAAGCAAAAACCAAAAAACUGCAUGCACUUUGUUAUACAUUUGCAUGGAAAAGAUAUCUGAAGUACUUGAAUGUAUAUGCUGUAUGUAGAAGAUUUCCAUAACUGUAUAUUGCUGUAGUGCAUGUACUCUGUUGUGGCUGGUUAUAUUCUAUUUGUAGGAUUAAACUGUGUUUGACCAUAUUUUAUCUAAAAUACCUCUAUUUUAAACAAAGUUAUAUAUUUUUCUAGUCAUAAUAAAAUUGGAUGACAGUUAAUAUUGAGUGGAAGCAUAUUUCCAAACUCAACAUAUUACAGCAGACAAAUAUAUUGCACAAGUGGCAGGGAGCAAUGCUUGUUUAUGAUAUCAUAACACAUACUUUGAUUUUGGUCUGUUCUUAGAGUAUGCAGCUGUGUCUCUCAGUCAGAAAGUACAUUAUUCUUUGUAAGCUUUUGCCGGCUGUACUGCAGAAACUGUAACAACUUCAAAAAUAAAAAAUUGUAAAAUGGUA